AUGGGCUGUGUCAGCAGAGAAUAUGGGCUCAUUAUGCCCAAAAAGUUGCCACAGAAGAAUCUUGCUUCGAAGAAGCUCUCUGUGUUUGCAGAGGAGUCGGAUGAAGAGCCUUCGGUGGGGGAGAGUCUUCAGAAGGAAGCGUUGAAGAAACAAGCAAUGAAACAGACUAAAUUGGAGAUUCAGAAGGCUUUGGAGGAAGAUGCCACAGUGUAUGAGUAUGACAGUAUUUAUGAUGAGAUGCAGCAGAAGAAGAAAGAAAGUAGUGCCAAAAUGUUGUCUGGAAAUGGUGACAAAAAGCCCAGAUACAUCCAUAAUAUCCUCAGGGCAGCUGAGAUUAGAAAGAAGGAACAAGAAAAAAGAAUGGAAAGAAAAAUCCAGAAGGAGCGUGAAAUGGAAGGAGGAGAGUUUGCUCACAAAGAGGCUUUUGUGACUUCAGCCUACAAGAAGAAGCUGCAAGAAAGGGCUGAGGAGGAGGAAAGAGAAAGAAGAGAAUCAGCUCUUGAGGCAUACCUGGAUGUGACCAAACAGAGGGAUCUCAGUGGAUUCUACAGACAUCUUUUAAACCAGAGGGUAGGGGAAGAAGAGACUCCUAAAUGCAGCUUCCGUGAAGCCAGGAUAAAGGAAGAAAAACCUGACAGUUGUGAUGAACUCAAUGAAAGGAACAAAUGCUCAUCUGAAAGACAAAGACUGAAACCCACUACUAAGAAAGAGAACGAUCCAGAUGCUGAUACUGACUUAGGAACUGAUAGUAGUGAUGAUGAUAAGAGACACAAAGAUAGCAAAGUAAAUUUGAAAAAGAAGAAGAGGAGACAGAGCUCUGUGAGCAGUGAAGAGGAGGCUAAACAUCACAAGAGCCAGAGGCAUUCCAGGUCUCCAAGCUCAUCCAGUGUGGAGGAAGAGCCACGCUCAAAGGCCCAAACAAGUCAUGGUGCAAAGAGGGCAGAGAGCAGACCAGGCAGAAGGGGAAGUGAUGAACAGUACAGGGAAAAAGAUUAUGAGAGAAGUAGGACCCACGAGAAGGAUCACCAAAGGGAAAGGGAAGAGCGACACAGGCAUGGGGAUCACACCAGUAAAGAUCACUACAGGAGGAGGGAAGAGCAAGAUGAUAAACAAAGGGGGAAGGACAGAAAAGAGAGGGAGGGACAUGGCAGAGAAAGAGGAGAGAGGAGGGCAAGGGAGAGGGAGGAGAAGGGCUCAGAGAAGGACAGAGAGAAAGAAAGAAUAAGGAAUGAUAAAGAAAGAUAUAAUGAAAGAGAGAAGGAGAGAGGAGAGAAAUACAGAGAAAAGGAAGAUCGUGUCAAGGAGAAGAGAGAGAAAUAUGGUAGUGAUGAAAAGAAAUACAGGGAGAGGAGGGAAGGCACUCCUACAUCUUCAGAAAAAGAUGGAGAGAUUGAUCAGGAUAAAGAGAGAAAAGGGAAACGCAGAGAAGUGGAUGAGAAGGGAAGCUCCAGCUCUGGGAUGUUGUCUGAGCAGAAACGCAAAGCUGGGGAAGAAGGGCAGAAAGAGGAGAAAGAACCAUCACAGAAACCACCCGAGGUCAUGAGCAAAUUUGCCAAAAGGAGCAACGAGGAGACAGUGAUGUCAGCACGGGACAGGUACCUGGCACGGCAGAUGGCACGUGUCAGCACCAAGUCCUACAUUGAGAAGGAGGAGGAUUAA
Molecule: messenger RNA, 1659 nt
Organism: Acanthisitta chloris (rifleman)
Lineage: Eukaryota; Metazoa; Chordata; Aves; Passeriformes; Acanthisittidae
Gene: NSRP1
Product: nuclear speckle splicing regulatory protein 1
Exons: 7
Coding region: 1-1659 (552 amino acids)
Biological process (GO): regulation of alternative mRNA splicing, via spliceosome
Source: RefSeq, a predicted model, not a curated record